AUUUGAUUGUUGAACAUGCCCCACAGUCUCAUGAGUGAAGAGAAAGUAUUUGAGGUUCUGUUUUGUUUAACACAUUAUCUUGUGUCUCCACAGCCUUUCUUCAGACUACUGAACCUCCGGAAGCUCGGCCUGAGUGACAAUGAGAUCCAGAGACUCCCUCCUGAGGUGGCUAACUUCAUGCAGCUGGUGGAACUGGACAUCUCCAGAAACGACAUUCCUGAGAUCCCCGAGAGCAUUAAAUUUUGCAGGGCCUUGGAGAUCGCAGACUUCAGUGGAAACCCCCUAUCCAGAUUACCAGAUGGCUUCACUCAACUACGAGCACUGGCCCACUUGGCACUCAACGACGUGUCAUUGCAGACGUUGCCCAACGACAUUGGAAACCUGGCCAACCUAGUGACGCUGGAGCUCAGGGAGAACCUGCUGAAGUCUCUGCCCACGUCGCUCUCUUUCCUGGUGAAACUGGAACAGCUGGACCUGGGCAGCAAUGAACUGGAAGUUUUGCCGGACACCCUUGGUGCUCUCCCCAACCUGAGGGAGCUAUGGCUGGACCGUAACCAGUUGUCCUCAUUACCACCAGAGCUGGGGAACCUCCGGAGACUGGUGUGUCUGGAUGUGUCAGAGAAUCGUCUGGAGGAGCUUCCCUCAGAGCUAAAUGGCCUCCUGGCUCUCACUGACCUGCUGCUCACACAGAACCUGCUGGAUGUCGUCCCAGACAGCAUAGGUUGCCUGAAACAGCUCUCCAUCUUCAAGGUGGACCAGAAUAGACUGACCCACCUCACUGAUUCAAUAGGAGAGUGUGAAAACCUCACAGAACUCGUCUUGACAGAGAACCUUUUACAGUCACUUCCUCGCUCGCUGGGCAAGCUGAAGAAGCUGACCAACCUGAAUGUAGACCGCAACCGUUUGGGCAGCGUGCCCAAAGAGCUGGGAGGCUGCGCCAGCCUCAACGUUCUCUCAUUGAGAGAUAACCGCCUGGGAAAACUGCCUGCUGAGCUUGCAGAUGCCACUGAGCUGCACGUGCUGGAUGUGGCUGGGAACAGAUUACAAAACCUGCCUUUUGCCCUGACAAACCUCAAUCUGAAGGCCAUGUGGCUCGCAGAGAACCAGUCUCAGCCAAUGCUCAAGUUCCAGACGGAGGAUGACGAGCGCACAGGAGAGAAGGUGUUGACCUGCUAUUUACUGCCCCAGCAGCCUUCUCCGAGCCUAGAGAACUUGCUGCAGAACAGUGUAGAUGACAGUUGGACAGACAGCAACCUGAACCGAGUGUCAGUCAUUCAGUUCCAGGAGGAGACCAAAGCUGAGGAUGAGGACGAUGAGGCUGCUGCAGAGCGCAGAGGCCUUCAGCGCAGAGCCACACCGCACCCUAGUGAGCUGAAGGUGAUGAAGAAGGUGAUUGAGGAGAGGAGGAAUGAAGCCUACACAUCCAGACCUGAUGGAGAGGAAGAGUCCCACGAUCCACAGGAGAAGCGGCUCAGUGACCUGUCCAAUCAGAGCCAUGACUCCCAGGUGUCAAAUAGCACACUGUCGGCCACCUCCCAUGAGGACAGACACAAUGUGACUGUGGCCUCGCAGAGGGAGGACCUAGUAGAUGGCCACUCCCCUCAGGACGAGGAAGAGCUGGAUGAGAUGGAGGUGGAGUAUAUUGAGCCCACUGUGCACUUUGCAGAGGAGCCCAUCAUCCGUGGUGGGGAUGAGGACGACGAAGAUGAUGGGGAAGAUGGCGAGAGGAGCGAAGGAGAAGACGAGAGGCCGGCUUUUCCCGCAGAGAAGCAGCGUCUGAUCAGAAAGGACACGCCACACUACAAGAAGCACUUCAAGAUCACCAAGCUGCCCAAGCCCGAGGCCGUGGCCGCCCUGCUAGAGGGCUUCAAUCCCGACAGCCUCAACUCUCCGUCACAGGCCGCCGAGGACGAUCAGGACGAGGAGGAAGAGCAAAGUAUAUGCACCCCUCAGCACCAUCACAGAACGGAGGAGCUUGAGGACAGCCGACACCAGGUCAACUCCAGUCAAGUAAAGGGGGUGUCAUUUGAUCAAGUCAAUAAUCUGCUGAUUGAACCUGCUCGAAUUGAGGAGGAAGAGCACACCCUGAACAUCCAGCGACAAACAGGCGGCCUGGGUAUCAGCAUUGCUGGAGGGAAAGGAUCUACACCUUACAAAGGAGAUGACGAGGGAAUCUUCAUCUCCAGAGUAUCUGAAGAGGGUCCUGCAGCCAGAGCGGGGGUGAAAGUGGGAGACAAACUCCUAGAGGUGAAUGGCGUGGACCUCCACGAAGCAGAACAUCACACAGCAGUUGAAGCUCUUCGUAGCUCCGGCGCUACAGUUUCCAUGACGGUGCUGCGGGAGCGUAUGGUGGAGCCAGAGAACGCCAUCACCACCACGCCGCUGAGACCGGAGGACGACUACUUCCCGCGGGAGAGACGGAGCAGCGGCCUCGCCUUCAACUUGGAGACGACUCAAAGCGGGCCUCAACAGCGGCUCUCUACCUGCCUGAUGCGAAACGACAAGGGGCUGGGAUUCAGCAUCGCGGGGGGCAAAGGCUCCACGCCCUACCGCACAGGCGACACGGGAAUCUACAUAUCUCGCAUCGCAGAAGGGGGAGCAGCUCACAGAGACAGCACACUGCGCGUGGGCGACCGGGUGAUCUCUAUCAAUGGUGUAGACAUGACAGAGGCCAGGCAUGACCAGGCAGUAGCGCUCCUUACCGGCACCUCCCCCACCAUCGCCCUCCUAGUGGAGCGAGACCCGAAUGCACCAGGGGGCUCUCCAGGUCAAUCCCGGGCACGAGCCCACUCCCCUCCACCCCCAGAACCCUCAGAUUCACCAGACCAGGAGGAGGAAGGACUUUCCCUUCAUGGGAACCACCUGAGCCAAAUGGAGGACGAGUAUCCUAUCGAGGAAGUGACCCUGGUGAAGUCAGGUGGCCCUCUAGGCCUGAGCAUCGUGGGAGGCAGUGAUCAUGCAAGUCACCCGUUUGGAGUCAAUGAACCUGGGGUGUUCAUCUCAAAGGUGAUCCCUCAAGGUCUAGCAUGUCAAAGUGGACUUCGUGUUGGGGACAGAAUAUUAGAAGUGAACGCCAUCGACCUGCGUCACGCCACACACCAGGAAGCUGUGCGAGCCCUGCUGGCCAACAAACAGGAGAUCCGUAUGUUGGUACGGAGGGACCCUUCACCACCUGGGAUGCAGGAAAUUGUGAUCCAGAAGCAGCAAGGGGAGAAGCUUGGAAUCAGUAUUCGUGGAGGUGCCAAGGGACAUGCAGGAAAUCCCUUUGACGCCACAGAUGAAGGAAUCUUUAUCUCUAAGGUGAGUUCGAGCGGCGCAGCAGCGAGGGACGGGCGACUGCAGGUUGGCAUGCGUAUCCUGGAGGUGAACAACCACAGCCUGCUGGGGAUGACGCACACGGAGGCAGUGCGAGUGCUCCGUGCUGUAGGAGACUGUCUGGGCAUGCUGGUGUGUGACGGCUUCGACCCACGAAAGGUGACUGCUGUGGAGGCAUCUCCGGGCAUCAUUGCCAACCCGUUUGCAACAGGCAUCGUCCGUAAGAACAGUAUGGAAAGCAUCUCGUCUAUAGACCGUGACCUGAGCCCAGAGGAGAUUGACAUAAUGCAGAAGGAGUCUGAGAUGGUGAGAGAGACAUCACAGUGGGAGCGAGAAGAAAUGGAGAAAGUGGAGCGUAUGCGUUUGGAGCGAGAGGAGGCAACUCGCCUGCUAGAAGAGGAGACUGAGAACAUCGGCACUGGACCUCUAAAACUUGACUACAAAACCCUGGCUGCACUGCCCACCACCAGUCUGCAGAAGCUCAACAGGUUCUCUACUUCUGUAAGUCUGACUGCUCCCAUGGAGGCCCCCAUGCAGGCCCAGUACGGAGCCCCAGUAGAGCCUCUGGGCUUCGGCUUAGGCCACCCCUCAAAUCCCCUCAGCCACAUGGACCCCAAGUCCUGCCACAGUCUGAAUACAGAGCAUCUGCUCCAGUCUGAACACGCAGAUUAUCUUCUUGGAUCCCAGUUUUCCUCCAAUGGGACCUCCACUACCGACAGUGCCGGCUCGUCAACCACCAUUAACUCAUCAACAUGUGCAGCUGAAGAAGAGGAAUGCCUGGUGGACUCUCAGCCUAUCUGCUUCAAAGAGAACCCUUUCUUGGUGGCCAAUCGCAAAGGAAAGGGCCGUCCGGCUGGAGAGCAGGUCCUGUCGGGGCCUCCGGUGGGCUAUGGGAAGCCAGGCCAGCUGCAGCCCUGGUUGUUCAGCAAGGCGCCUCCCUCAGAUUUCACCAGGACGGAGAGCCCAAUCAGAGAAGCACCGUACUCUCCCACGAUCCAACCGCCAAGCCACCACUCUACCCACAGCUCCCCAACAUGUGCAGGCAGGGAGACCCGCUUCGCAAACAUUCAUUACACCUCCACUCCUACUGCCAAGGACGACACUUCAUCAUCAACGCGACCAGGUGCCAUCCAGCCAGUCGGGCGCAUGCGGCAGAGUCCCUCUCCCGCCACUCCGGAGGGCCACAGUCCCAACCCCUUCCAGCAUGGCCCCUCCCCCUUCAACUCCCAGACCUCUCCUCGCGCCCCCUCCCCCACCUCGCCCGACGAGUUCCCCAUGAAUGUCAAGCAGGCAUACAAGGCAUUUGCCGCCGUGCCUCGCUCACUGGCAGUGCUGGAGCCGCCGCAGGACCUGUAUGGUGUGAGGAACAAUUUCCACCCGAAGCAACCUUCUCCAGAGAUGUGGCCUUUUCAGCCUGAGUGGAACAACGAGGUGUUUGAUGAUGACAUAGAUGGUCAGGAGGGAGCCGGUAAGGGUCUGACCAGCAAGGUCUCCCCCCGUCGGGAGUAUAUGAGCCUGGCAGCAGUGCCUCGCCUCUCCAGGCCGUCCUUGGAGCUGCAGAGUCCUUCUCCUGGUGGUAAGGACAGUCCCGAGCAGCGCUCUUUCAGGGACCGACAGAAGUAUUUUGAGAUUGACGUGAAGCAGCAGACACCAGACAAACCCAAACCUCGAGUAUCUCUUGUCGGAGAAGAUGACCUCAAGAAAAUGAGGGAGGAGGAAGAGAGGAAGUUUGAGCAGCGGGCGCGGGAGUACCUGCUGGAUGAGGAUGAGGAGGAUGAGGAAGAGGACCUGGCUAAGCAGAUGGCACAGAUGAAGGCCUCUGGCAAAGUGUUGCUGGAUGGAGUGGAGUACAAAGUGGAGCCGGUAUCCAGCCCAUCCCAGCACUGUUCCACACCACCAAGCUACAACGUCACACCGCCAAGCUACUAUGGCGGCUCAGGGCCUUCCUCCGUUGAUGGUAAGGGAGAAUCUCAGAGGAAUUCACUAGAGGACAGCUUCAGGCUGGAGCAGAGGCCGAACUCCAUGACUGGUCUGAUCCCCGUGUACCCCGGGGAGUCGGUGGCUCCCAUCCGCACAGCCAAAGCGGAGCGCAGGCACCAAGAGAGACUUCGUAUGCAGAGCCCCGAGCUGGCCGUGUCCCCUGACAAGGACCUGUCCCCUGCUGAGAAACGAGCUCUGGAGGCGGAGAAGAGAGCCAUGUGGAGGGCAGCACGGCCCUGUGGCCUAGAGGAGGAUGUUAGGCAGUAUGAGCAGGACCUGGCUAAGAGGCUCUACCAGGCCAGAGUGAGGGCAUCUCAGGGCACGCCCGAGGCCCCCCAGCCCCCCACCUCCUCUACCUCCUCCUCUGCAGCCUCCCAGCUCAGGUCUGCUCCUCGGCCCCAGUCGUCAGGGCCAGACGCACGGCAUCGUGGGGUGUGCUGGGGUGCUUUGCCAUUGGGAUCCAUGCUGACUGGUAUGUCUCCAUAUCCUCACCCCGCCCCCCACACCCUCUCCCAACACCUAUCGGAAGGAUUCAGGGAAGCGUCCCUGUCGUCAAAGAAGUUUGACUACCGACAGUUUGCUGCCAUUCCUUCUUCCAAACCCGUAUACGACAUCCAGUCCCCCGACACAGUCGAUGACAUGCAGUUCAUCGACGACGGCUCCAGCAACCCAGGGCCCGCUGCGAGCCCUGAGGCCGAGGUUCCCGCCGCGCUGCCUGCCACCUCGGCCCUGGAGGAGAUGGCUCUGUACAGCAACAAGCGCAAACUGAGGCAGGGCCGCCGCAGCCUGGAGACCGCCGUGCCCACGUAACACCUCCCUCGGAGAGAAGAAACCCGAAGACAAAAAUGCGAACACACAAACACAUAAAACUACACUGUGGAACACUGGUAACGCGUGGGCACGUCCACAGGAGUCACUAAACACUACACAGUGUCAGUAGAGCGAGAUUUACUCUCCUAUAUAUAACCACUGCAGAGACUACGAUAGGCACCACACAUACACACUCACAUAUAUCCUGCGUGCCAGUCUUGCCUAUACAGUCUGUGGAUGAGUCGGCAAGUUGCUCAACAGUCCCUCAAGGGCAGGAAAGAGCGCGUGUGGUUAGAUAGGAUUGCUACUUACAGACCGUUCUUCUGUUUUUUUGUUCUACACUCGGUUUACCUAGUAGAAGCUGAUCUAUUUUAAAAAAAGGAGGUGACCGAAGUUUUUAGUUUUUGUUUUUUUUAAUUUUCCGCACCUCCAAAUGAUUUUGCUGUUAAAAAAAAAGAAAAAAACACCAUACUGGAAGAGAAAAGAAAUGGGUCAUAGCUAUACUAACGAUAUUUUUAGGCUUUCAGUGAACAGAUUGUGAAAUGUCAGGGGUUUCUUGAGACUUGGGCGGACAGGAGUGUAUAUAUUAAUUGAGGAGGGAACAUGCUGCUACCUUCACAGUCACAAGAGAGCUUUUUUAAAAAAAGGAAAAGAAAAACCAUAUCUUUUUGCACUGCCACUGAUCAGCUUUUUUUAGAACAUAUAUCUUAAGUAAUUUAUUGUUUUUAAUCCAUUUAUUCAAAUUGAAGGCCUUCUAUUUUACACUGUUUUAACCCAUCCAGUCCUUUUCAUUAAAAACAUUUCAAUGGCAGUUGUGGGUCACGAAGUCACGGCUCUCAGCUGCAUAUCACUUUAUAUCAUUGACUUUAUACACACGUAUGAAUUCCCCCAGGGGUUUUUUGAGAGGAGCAAAUGUACAACUUGGACUGCUUAGACAAAGUAUAGCUGUUGCACAUUAGAAAUAAAUCUGUCCAGAUUUAUUGACGGUGUUACAUUCCCCUUGUAGAGAAUAAGACAACACUGGAGGCAGCAGCUUUACAGAUGAACCGUUCAGAAUAUUAAAGUUUGGCAUUUUAACGUUUAACUAAUUAACGGUACUUACCCUGUCCUGUUUAGGGUAUUGUUUUUAUUUUAUUUUAUCAAUGUGAAUCAUUAAUAUCUAGCCUUGAAUUUUCUGGAGGGAUUCCAGAGUGACGUGAAGGUAGCAGGUGUUUUUAUUUUUCUGUCUAUGGUUAAUUUAAAUCUGAUGCCACUGAAAUCAUUUAUUAUUGUGUGAAUAAUGUACAAAUACUGAAAGGAAAGCAAACUUUGGGUUUAGAAACUGAGCCAGUCUUGACCUAGACCAAGCGAGUGUCUGGACUGCUGACGCGUCUGGGUUUGGACGGGCCUGGUAUCGGGACGCUCUCUGCAUGUAUAUUGGUUUGUUAAUGGGAGAGCUGAGAGAGAGCAGAACCGAUUAGAAAUCCCUCUCAAGACAUUGAUCUCAUUCAUUCAGUUCACUGCUCGACAUACCGUCAGUUGAUGUAUCUGAUGGGUAUUUUGGCAGAAUCACAGCAUAGUAGCAUUUGUGUUAAUUUAAUGUAGGGUCUUCUAAUGAUAGCUUUCCAUGUUGCUCUCACUGACUGAAAUUCAGUUUGUUUGAUAACAUUUGCAAUGGCUGAUAUUUCCUUUUUUUUAAACUUACAGUAGGUAAAUCUUUUUUUCAGAUGGGUUUCACUACAUUAUUAAUGCAGUGUUUCAAGUUUUCGUGUUUAUUCUUUUGUCUUGAGUUCUCUUUGGGGGCUUUUUUUGUCUUGCAAAUAGGUCUGAGGGAAAGGGUCAGAAGUCCUAGGGUCAAGGGUUAGAGCUCAUACAAGACUGUAACUAGUGAAUUUGUACAACCAAAGAAGUCUAUUUUGUGGUUCAGGAAUAAUAAAUUUUACUUUUCAUUUAAGAAGCUGA
Morone saxatilis (striped sea-bass) is the source of this 8046-nucleotide messenger RNA. It is a transcript of the gene scrib, whose product is annotated as scribble planar cell polarity protein. Gene Ontology annotation, biological process: neurotransmitter receptor transport, endosome to postsynaptic membrane; neurotransmitter receptor transport postsynaptic membrane to endosome. Gene Ontology annotation, cellular component: postsynaptic membrane; adherens junction; postsynaptic density. NCBI's taxonomy places the organism in Eukaryota, Metazoa, Chordata, Actinopteri, Moronidae. The coding region runs from base 16 to 6105 and encodes 2029 amino acids. The transcript is spliced from 45 exons. Gene Ontology annotation, molecular function: protein binding. The record is from RefSeq and is a predicted model, not a curated record.